AUGUCGGAGACUGAAGAGAGUGCUUCCAAUUCUCCGAUCCACGACAGAGUCGCUGGUGAGAGUUCAAAUGAAAGACAUGCAGACCCCGACAUUGCCGAUCUCGACGAGGACACGGAAGACGACAAUGAACCCGCCUUCUCGAACUUGUCUGAUCCAGGCACUGACGAGCUAAUCUCCGUCCGCGCAACCGACGAGGGCAACCCCGAUGACAAAACUCGACCUCUGGGAUUGAGUAGACCUUGGGGCUUUGCCGAGCAUGACGACUACGAUGUAAUCACCGUUCACGGCCUCCGUGAUGAUCAUAACACGAUAUGGACAUCGCACAAGGGAGAUCAAUGGGUCGGCCAGCGACUGUUCGAGCAUCUCUCGGUCCGGCAAUUGGACUGCCUCUAUCCUACCGAUGAGUCGGCAAGAGUGUUUCAGGAAGAUGGGAUCAAGGCCGAGGCUCGAAACUUGCUACGUCUGUAUAGUGAAUACAGACGAGAGCUCUCAGAUACAGAAGUGGAUAGGCCUAUUAUAUGGGUGUGUCACGAUAUUGGAGGCACCAUAGUCAAGCAGGUUCUCAUUGAAGCUGCUCAAGCUACUCUUGCUGAAGAUUACGAAGAUAAAGAAACUUGGGAGUACAUGAAAGAAGCUCACAGGAGAAUUGCAACUCUUUCCACGACAAUUAUCUUUCUCGGUUGUCCUCACCAAGCAGAGUCCAUCGACAUUCUCGAGGAUGAGCUGCACAACUUGAUCAGUCUUCCAGGUCCAGACAUCAAGAAUGGGGUCAUGAGAAAGAUUAGAAAUCUUGCCCAGCAAGUGGACAAGAUCAACCUCGAGUUUUUGGACACCAAGUUAUUCUCCCGCUUGGUCAGCAUCAACGUUUUUCACCUUGAUGCUCUCAAGACGGAUGAGUCGAGCGACAACCAGACCGACGGCACCACAGACCCAUCUUCAACAGUGAUGGAACUCCCAACUGCACCGGCAUCACCGUUCAGUCGAUAUACAUUAACGAUGCACCACUCGUUUUCUGCACUCGGAGUCUUCUCCCAGGAAGCCAUCAGCCACGCCGACCUUGUCAGAGGCGACGGGGACAGGGACGAAGAUGACAGUUGGGUUUUUGUUGUCAAAGAACGCUUCAAUUCCGAUAUGUACCCUCUCAAGGUGAAUCCCAGUCUCAUCCACUUGCAAACCGCUCUCCUAUCCCUGGCCCCUCCAACAAGGCUACCGAAGGUGCACAUGGAUCCAACUGUCCCCGAGGAUCGGCAGCUCCCCUUCCUCAACUGGCUCUCAAGUCAAGAGGCAUACAAAACUUUUGACGACAUGAUGGGACCAUGUGCGCUGUACCUCGAAGGUAUUGCUGGAGAUCCCAAACGAACCGCCAUGCUCACCCAGCAUAUAUACGCCAAGUACGAGUACGAAUACCUAGAAUACUGGGGAAAGAAUUACGGAGGCUCUGCCUUUUACUUCGAGUUCAACAAGCAUGACAACCGCUACAACAACAUUAGGUCCAUGCUCGUCUCUCUCAUCAACGACAUGGCAUGGCACAACUGGCGGAAGAAUCCCGACGGCCCAGUCAUCCGCGCCUUGCUUGAGAAUCUGGGAUACCACCACCGCUGGUCACUACCAGAACUUUUUCAGCUGUUCACUUUGAUCAGGCAGUGUCCAAGCGUGAGCACGUGGGCGAUCUUCUUGAGCUGUUUCGACGAAUGUUUGGAAGAGGAGCGGACGUGGUUCCUAACCAGAGUCAUGGAACAUUCGAUCAAGAAGUUCAUUCCCGAGUCUCAAGUCUUGUCCAUGCAAGGCUGUCCCACGGGGCCAAAGGGAUACGCAGCCGACGAGAGGGGCUUCGAGCAGCCCGAGCUUGAGCUCGCUCUUGAACAUUUGCUAAAGAAACGUCCCGUUCUAAAGCAACUUGAAACACAGCUCAAAACUAUUAUGGAUGAGUGUUCUAAUAUGUCUCAUCUUGGCCACAGAAUCGUCGACUGGCUCAGUCACCACAAGCGAGGAGCAGCAAUCGAAUCCAUCAGCGCAGAUAUCAGUAGGCUGCGCCCAGUGACACCAGAGAAUGUCGUGCGCGUGUUCAUCGAAAGCCACCCUCUGGAAAAGCAAGCACUGGCAAACGAGACCUGUCUAUGGGUCAAAUAUGCCAUGCAACCAUUGACAAUUGAGGCUCUGGGUCACGCAAUCGCUGGGACGACACUAUUACCCGGUGAUAUACUCCGAGAUUUGGAUCACGAGCAGCUUGCCCAAGAUCUUUCAAGAAUUCUCUGUGGAGUCAUCGUCAUAGAGAACCGAGAAGUCAAGUUCUCGCACCCCUCGUUUUACUCUGCACCACCCCUGCCACUGGGGGAUGAAUCCGAGGAUGAGGAACCAAAAGCCAGCCACUGCCAUCUCGCACAUGCGUGCUUGAAAUACCUCUCGACCUACGAAGUGCAAGAGAGUUAUUCCAGAUUUCGAGUUGAAAAUCAUGACGCAAGCUUUCUCAGUUGUCCCCUCAUUGUCCCUCGAGACGAUCUUCUCUACUAUGCUGUUCAAUUCUGGCCUGAGCACUAUCGACUCGGCAACAAUCCUCAACGCAGUGAGAGCUCAUCACUUACCGAACUGGCAUACAGCUACUUCGACAACAUAAGAACUCGUCGAGAUUGGUGUGAGGCCUAUUACCUACUUUCAAACACUUUCACGCGCAAUCAGCGAAACUACCUCACUCCAUUGCCCGUCGCCGCCGCGCUUGGAUGGAAAGAUCUUCUUAGUAUACUAAUCCCCCAAAUCAAGGGCUCGAAGUGGUUUCAGCAAGACUUUUGCCUGGCAAUCACGGAAGCAGCGCGGAACGGCCAUGCAGAUGUCGUUGGCAGACUCUUGAACGAGGUUCAAGAGGUUGAAGAGUCGGCGCUGAGAGACGCCAUCUUUUGGGCUGCAUCCCCUGGGAACGAACAGACCAUGAUUCAACUUCUCCACAUGGUUAAAUCGCCCCAAAGCUUUCACUGGCCUGAGAAUAUCCUUUUCCGCGGUGCAUCUGCUGGACUUGAACCCCUAGUAUCGAUUUUGUGCGGGUCUGGUUACGACCUGAACGAAUGGAACGACCAAUCUCGCUACACAGCUCUUCAGGCAGCCAUUUUCUGGGGUCAUUACGAUGUGGCCAAGAUCUUGGUAACCUCUGGAGCCGAUCUGACUGUCCGGGACACCGAGGGCAGGACCCCCUUGCUCAUGGCUACUAGGUUAGGCCAGCCAGAGAUGGUGCAGUUGCUCCUCGAUCACGGCGCCGACAUCAACGACAAAGACAAUGACAGCUACUCAGUUGUACACACGGCUGUUAAUGCAGGCGAUUAUCAAGUGCUCGAUUUGCUCCUCAAAGCUGGGGCCGACGUCCACUCUAGUGACCCCGCGGUCGACCUACCUCCCCCCAUCACUCUUGCAGCGAGCUCCAACGGUAAUUAUUGCAUUCGUGUCCUUUUGGAACAUGGCGCAGAUGCACGUACUCCCUCAAGCAAUGGAUCCCCUCUCUACACUUGCUGCGACACAGUUCAGAUGAUUGAGGCCUGUCGUUUGCUUCUCGAGCACGGAGCGGAUCCAAACGAGUCUUCCGAGGAAAGGGUAAUGCUUCUUGUUCGCGCCUUGGGUUCCCAGAGCAAGGAGAUGAUCAGUCUCCUAAUUGAACACGGCGCCAAACUCGACUCUUUCGAUCCGUGCGAGAGCCUGGAGCUCAGGACACCCUUGUCAAACGCCGUUGGGGAGUGCUCUGUCGACAUGAUAGAGUUCCUCAUCAACAAAGGAGCCUCGGUCAACUACGCCCCUGAGGGGACUCAAUCUCCUCUGUUUGCCGCAGCCUAUCAGGGGUCAGACAUUGAAAAGGUGAAGUUUCUCCUCAGCAAGGGCGCGGAUAUCAACCGGACAUGGACUAAUGACUGGACUGUGAUUCACGCUUCCUACGACGCCCCCGAGUUUGUGUCACUCAUCCUUGAGCACGGCGCAGAUAUCAACGCAGUGAGUGAUGACUAUGGCACUGCCUUGAUGAAGGCCGCUCGAUGGGGAGACAUCAACACUAUCAGGGCAAUAAUAGCACAUGAGAGUCCGAAAGCAGACCUCAACUUGGAAGUCAACCCAGGUGGUGUGGACCGUUCAUUUUCGGCUCUCUUUUAUGCCGUUGAGAACCACAACUUUGACUGCGCGAGGCUCCUCCUCGAAGCUGGAGACGAACUGGCCGAGUGUAGAGACCCAAAACAAGUUCUAUGGGGGUUUCCAAACCCCCUGUCUGAAGAAAAGAUCCCAGAACUGCUCAGUUUCAUGAAGCUCUGCCUCCAGAAAGGGACAGAUGCCAAUUACGCCGAUGAAAACAAAAACACAGCACUACACUGGCUGAAGCAAUAUACGCCAGUGCAAGUCGUCAAGCUACUAAUCGACUCGGGGGCCCCAGUCAAUUCUCUGAAUGGCCAAGGUCUGACGCCGCUGGCCGUUGCCACCCAGGAGGGCAACGUCGCCGUGAUGAAAUACCUCAUCACCAGAGGAGCCCGGGCAGAUAUCUACAUCCCGCACCUCGGAAGCCUUUUGCACAUAGCCUGCCAUCAAGAAGAGAACGUUGAUGACAAAGUCUAUCUCGAAAUGGUGCAAAUUCUUGCCGACGCCGGAGCCGAUCCCAAUGCUCCUGGUCCUUUACCCGCUGGCGAGCCUCUCUUAUACUCGACCAUUUCCGAAAAGUCCUACUUGACCCACCAUCGCUCUGUUUUCAGAUAUCUUGUGAGCGACCUUCGUGUGGACGUCAACAAGGCCACCAACUCUGGAGAAACCCCCAUCAUCGCUGUAGCCAGACACGGCAACCUGAAGAAACUGCGGUAUCUCAUUCGCCAUGGGGGCAACAUCAACGCCGCCGAUAAUGAGGGUCGACGCGUCAUCCACUAUGUUGCUGCUAGUGCGGAGCCCUACAUUGGAUACAAGAAGAUUCGCUACUUUGCCAAAGCCGGCGCUGAUCUAUAUACCCCGGACAACUACGGGCGGACCCCUUUACACAUUGCAGUAGGCGGGAGAGACCCUGUACAGUGUGCCAUGAUAAUCCUCAAAGCAUCUACCCAGAGCUUGGAUGUCAACGUCAAGGAUAUGGAUGGAUGGACACCUCUCAUGUAUGCAUGCAGGUCCGAAAUGGCCGACACCAAUAUGCUCAACAUGCUCGUGAAAGAAUACGGAGCUGAUGUCUGGCCCGUGAGCUACGACGGCCAGUGGUCAGCCCGGAAACUCGUCAAUUUGGUCGAUCUUUCGGACUAUGAUUGUCCACUCGAACUUUUGGAGCCUCCUGAGGACAAGAGGGAGCGCAUCGGCCCAGGCGGAGUCAAGCAAAUCUGGGACCCUGCAUUCCACACGACAACGCCAGAGAAUUUUAUCAACGCAAGGUGUGAAAGCUGUCUCCUGCCGAGUUCUGGCCAGUGGGAUAGGUGUCGAGACUGUACUGAACCUAUCUGGUUCUGCUUCAAGUGCUUCCCGCAUAGAAACGAGGUGCACGAAACAGGUCACACCUUCAAACUAUGCACCUUUUUUAUCGAUUCAGAGGACGAGCGGAGCGAGCACAGCGGCCAGGAUGGCGAGGCGUCGGAUGGUGAAGAAUCCGAAGCGUUUAGGGCGGGCUCCGGAUCUUCUGGGACCGAGGAGACUGACACUGUAACCGACGACGAUGACGAUGAUGAUGAUGAUGAUGAUGAUGAUUAG
This is a messenger RNA of Fusarium falciforme, 5676 nucleotides long. RefSeq lists its product as hypothetical. The coding region runs from base 1 to 5676 and encodes 1891 amino acids. NCBI's taxonomy places the organism in Eukaryota, Fungi, Ascomycota, Sordariomycetes, Hypocreales, Nectriaceae. The transcript is spliced from 8 exons. The record is from RefSeq and is a predicted model, not a curated record. Gene Ontology annotation, molecular function: protein binding.